Arabis nemorensis is the source of this 231-nucleotide messenger RNA. Lineage: Eukaryota; Viridiplantae; Streptophyta; Magnoliopsida; Brassicales; Brassicaceae. The record is from the annotation of a GenBank genome assembly.
AUGGGAAGAAAAAAACUUGAAAUCAAACGAAUUGAGAAUAAAAGUAGCCGACAAGUGACCUUCUCUAAACGACGCAACGGUCUCAUCGAGAAAGCUCGUCAGCUUUCUGUUCUCUGCGAUGCUUCCGUCGCUCUUCUCGUCCUCUCCGCCUCCGACAAACUUUACAGCUUCUCCUCCGGCGAUAAGUACGACUUUUCUCCUUUUCUGGGUUUUUCUUUCUUUCCCAUUUAA